CCUGCGGGGGGGACCGCGGGAGGGCCGGGGGCGGCUCUGCCGGCCUGGGGCCCGCCGUCGGGGCGGCUACUCGGGGCGCUGCGGUGGGAGCCCCUGCCCGGGAGGCGCUGCCGUCCCCUCCCGUCCCGUCCGCGCCCCUGCGCGGUGUGUCUCUCCCCCAGAGGCGCGGGCUUCGCGGGAAGGGCGGGAUAAAGUGCUCGGGGACGAACGUUUCACCGGACGGGCGCUUCGGGCCGCUUCAUCCUUCGGGUCUGCUCCGGCCCCGGACGCAGGUCCUUUGCCUUGCAGCCGCCAAGCGCCUGCUUUGGCAUCAGCGCCCGCUUACCUCGCAAGCGCAACCACCCCGGCUCCGCAAAGCGUCCCCAUGGCGUUGCUCCUGAGACUCGGCUGCUCGCUGCUGGCCCUCAGCACCUGCCUGCUCCCGAGGGCGCGGGCGGACUGCGGCCGCGACUGCGCCGCCUGCGCCUACCGCCUGGGACCCCGCGCCGGCAUCCACCCCCUGGCAUGUACACUAGAAUGUGAAGGAAAGCUGCCUUCUGCCAAAGCCUGGGAGACCUGCAAGGAGCUCCUGCAACUGGCAAAGCUGGAUCAUUCUGAGGAUGGCAACAUUGCCCCAGGAGACAAAAAAGAGCUGGAUGAGAACCAUUUGCUUGCGAAGAAGUACGGAGGCUUCAUGAAAAGAUACGGGGGGUUCAUGAAGAAAAUGGAUGAGCUCUAUCGGGUAGAACCAGAGGAUGAAGCUAAUGGAGGAGAAAUCCUGGCUAAGAGGUAUGGAGGGUUUAUGAAGAAAGACUCGGAUGAUGAUGCCCUUGCGAAUUCCUCUGAUCUGCUGAAGGAGCUUCUGGGAACAGGAGAUAACCCCGAAGCAGGGCAUUACCGAGAGAUAAACGAGAAUGACGGGGACAUCAGCAAAAGAUAUGGAGGCUUCAUGAGAAGCAUAAGGCGCAGCCCCGAAUUGGAAGAUGAAGCCAAAGAGCUGCAAAAGAGAUACGGUGGUUUCAUGAGAAGAGUGGGCAGGCCAGAAUGGUGGCUGGAUUACCAGAAACGGUACGGUGGGUUUCUUAAGCGCUUCGCCGACUCCAUUCUCCCUUCAGAAGAAGAUGGGGAAACUUAUUCCAAAGAGGUCCCAGAGAUGGAAAAGAGAUAUGGUGGAUUUAUGAGAUUUUAAUACCUUUCCCUUUAUCCCUUUUGUCCUAAAUGAGAAAGACUGCCUUAUUGGUCAUAACUUAUUGUAACGUGUUGCUUGUACUGUACAGUUUUUUACUGUCCUUGGUUAAUGAUGCAACCUGCGAUUUCUUGUUUCAGGUUCUGUGUUCUUUCAAGUCAAAUAACUGAUUUCUGGUUUAGUCAAGUUUCAGACUGUAUUGUAGUUUCCAUGCUAGAACUAUUUUGAUUACUGUAUUAAUUUUCUUUAAAAGGAAGUACAUCUACAGUAGAGUUGCUUAACUGUAUAUACAAUAAAUUCUUCAUCCUAACUGCA
Falco peregrinus (peregrine falcon) is the source of this 1480-nucleotide messenger RNA. RefSeq names its product proenkephalin (gene PENK). Gene Ontology annotation, biological process: sensory perception; chemical synaptic transmission; neuropeptide signaling pathway. Lineage: Eukaryota; Metazoa; Chordata; Aves; Falconiformes; Falconidae. Gene Ontology annotation, molecular function: opioid receptor binding. The transcript is spliced from 3 exons. Gene Ontology annotation, cellular component: axon terminus; neuronal cell body; plasma membrane. The coding region runs from base 365 to 1168 and encodes 267 amino acids. The record is from RefSeq and is a predicted model, not a curated record.